Molecule: messenger RNA, 2911 nt
Organism: Cryptomeria japonica (Japanese cedar)
Lineage: Eukaryota; Viridiplantae; Streptophyta; Pinopsida; Cupressales; Cupressaceae
Product: DNA replication licensing factor MCM3
Exons: 16
Coding region: 128-2572 (814 amino acids)
Biological process (GO): DNA replication; double-strand break repair via break-induced replication; mitotic DNA replication initiation
Cellular component (GO): MCM complex; nucleus
Molecular function (GO): single-stranded DNA helicase activity; single-stranded DNA binding; ATP hydrolysis activity
Source: RefSeq, a predicted model, not a curated record
GCGGGGGAGCUGUAUAUUCUUGUAUAUUUUGUUUCAUUUCAGUACUCCUUCGGUGUUUGUAAGUGGGGUUUGGAUCAAUAUUUUGCAGCUCUGCAUUUUCCCACUGUAGGAAGAUACAUAGCCUGUGAUGGAUAUCAACGAGGAAGCCAGCUUGGCGCACAAGCGCACUUUCAUGGACUUCUUGGACCAAGAUGUGGGUCAAGGCGUGUACAUGGAUAAGAUUAGAGGCAUGAUCACUCAGGGUCGCCAUCGUCUGCUCAUAGACAUGGCUGAUCUGAGGAAUUUCAGCCAUGAUUUAGCUCGCAGGGUGAUAAGGAGCCCCAGUGAAUACAUUCAGCCCUUGUCUGAUGCGCUGGGGGAGGUGACAAGGAAUGUGGAUCCCAAGUACCUGCAGGAAGGCCAACAAGUUCAAGUUGGCUUUGAAGGCCAUUUUGGCUUUCACAAGCUUACUCCCCGGGAGCUCCUUUCUCCAUUUCUUGGCACCAUGGUUAGCGUCGAGGGUAUCGUCACUAAAUGUUCUUUAGUAAGGCCGAAGGUUGUUAAAAGUGUCCACUAUUGCCCUACCACUGGAGAAUUUCAAGCUCGUGAAUAUCGAGAUAUAACAUCGACAACUGGCCUACCGACAGGGUCUGUUUAUCCUACACGAGAUGACCAAGGGAAUCUCUUAAUAACCGAGUUUGGCCUGUGCAAGUAUAGAGACCAUCAGACAAUAUCCAUGCAGGAAGUUCCUGAGAAUUCUGCUCCUGGUCAGCUACCUCGAUCAGUAGAUAUCAUUGUAGAGGAUGAUCUUGUUGACACUUGCAAGCCUGGAGAUCGUGUUGCAGUGGUGGGAAUUUACAAGGCAAUUCCUGGCAAAAGUAAAGGCAGUGUUAAUGGCGUCUUCAGGACUGUUAUUGUUGCCAAUAAUGUGUCUCAGCUCAAUAAAGAGAUAAAUACCCCCGUUUUUACAAGUGAUGACAUCAAAAACAUCAAGAAGAUAGGAAACAGGCAGGAUACAUUUAGUCUACUGGCGGAAUCGCUUGCACCGUCAAUCUAUGGACAUACUUGGAUAAAGAAAGCUGUUGUCUUGCAGCUACUAGGUGGAGUGGAGAAGAAUCUAAAGAAUGGGACUCAUUUAAGAGGGGACAUAAACAUGAUGAUGGUUGGUGACCCUUCUGUUGCCAAGUCCCAACUGUUGAGAGCCAUCAUGAAUAUUGCUCCUCUUGCAAUAUCAACUACAGGUCGAGGGUCUUCUGGUGUUGGUUUGACAGCUGCUGUCACUUCUGAUCAAGAGACAGGUGAACGAAGGCUGGAAGCUGGAGCAAUGGUUUUAGCAGACCGUGGUGUUGUUUGCAUUGAUGAAUUUGACAAGAUGAGUGAUCAGGAUCGUGUGUCUAUACAUGAGGUUAUGGAGCAACAGACAGUAACAAUUGCUAAAGCAGGAAUUCAUGCAUCUCUCAAUGCACGUUGUAGUGUGGUUGCUGCUGCAAAUCCUAUCUAUGGAACUUAUGAUCGCUCACUUACUCCAACCAAGAAUAUUGGUCUUCCGGAUUCUUUACUCUCUCGUUUUGAUCUGCUCUUUAUUGUGCUAGAUCAAAUGGAUGCUGAUAUUGAUCGCAGGAUUUCUGAGCAUGUUUUACGUAUGCAUCGUUAUAGGUCUUCAGCAGAAGAUAGCGGAAUGGUGAUCGCUGACGGAAAUUCAAGAAACAUGGAAGAAGAUGAAGUAGAGACUUCCGCAUCUAUUUUUGUGAAAUAUAAUCGUCUGCUACAUGGCGAGAAAAGGACCAGGCAUUUCAAAAACGAAAUGCUCACUGUAAAAUUCUUGAAGAAAUACAUACAUUAUGCUAAGAGUAGGCAUCAACCUGUGCUGACAGAUGAGGCAUCAGAACAUAUUGCAACUACAUAUGCUGAACUGCGUAAUGCGGGUGCAGAAGCUAAGUCUGGAGGAGGCACAUUGCCAGUUACUGCUCGUACACUGGAGACUAUAAUUCGGCUUUCAACUGCUCAUGCAAAGAUGAAAUUGAGAAAUCAGGUACUAAAAUCGGAUGUAGAGUCUGCACUCAAAGUCCUCAAUUUUGCAAUAUACCAUACAGAGCUGACAGAAAUGGAGCAGAGGGAGCAAGGAAGAGAGCGAGAAGUCGAGAGGAAACGUCGUGCUGAUGGUGAUUCUGGCAAUGGGAGGCACGAUGAUAACAACGAUGAUAAUGAUGAUGGUGAUCAUCCAGAUGGGUCAGGAAACAGAGGAAGAUCAAGAAGACAAAAGAGGGGUAGUGGAGAUGAAAGGAAUGGUGGAAUCCAAACACAAUCAACCAUCCCAGACAGAGAAACAGCAGAAGAAAUGGAUAUUGACUCAACGAAUGCGGAAUCUUCGAUGGACAUUUCAUCUGAAAGGGAAGCAAGAUUCAAUAAUACAUUUAGUCAAUAUAUGAUGGUAAAUCACAAGGAAAACAUAAGUAUGGAUGAGGUAGCAAGGGUGAUUAACAGAGGGAAUACUCAUGAUCCCUUUACUCCAGCAGAGAUAAGUUGCCUGCUGCAGAGACUACAAAAUGCUAACAGAUUGAUGGUGGCGGAUCAAAGUGUGCACCUUGUUUGAAUGAAAGCAGAUAUUAAGCCAAUUUAGCCCGUAGUUGAAUUUUAUAAUAGGAUGCCUCUAUGAUGUUAAAGUCUGAAUAUUUGUGAUUCAAGUUGGAGUUGGUUUCUGUUAAAACCAUUGGUAUCUCUUACUGAAGAGAACCCUUUUGUGAGGCUUUGGUUUAUCCCCAUUCUCUUCAGGAAAGGCUUCAUUAUUCUUUAAUAUCGAAACAGAAAUUUAAGCGGACAACUCGCAAUCAGUAUGCUAAUGUAUUUGGAAUUGGUUCUUUUGUAAAUUUAUAAUCAUCUUAAGAAUUGUUUUGGGUGAAAAAUAUAAAAAACUGUGUUUUAUGGCUUUCAA